This is a messenger RNA of Zophobas morio, 960 nucleotides long. Its product is annotated as pupal cuticle protein 20-like. The record is from RefSeq and is a predicted model, not a curated record. The coding region runs from base 1 to 696 and encodes 231 amino acids. The transcript has 4 exons. Gene Ontology annotation, molecular function: structural constituent of chitin-based larval cuticle. Lineage: Eukaryota; Metazoa; Arthropoda; Insecta; Coleoptera; Tenebrionidae. Gene Ontology annotation, cellular component: chitin-based extracellular matrix.
AUGAAGUUGGUGUUGGUAUCAUUUUUGGUAGGAGUGUGCUCAGCAGCUAGGUUAGAAAAUACCUAUUUGCCACCAAAUGGUGCAAAUGGAGCAGGUGGUGGCCCAGGAUUAGCAGCUCCAAGACCUGGUGGAAAUGGAAAUGGAAAUGGAAAUGGAAAUGGAAAUGGAAAUGGAGGACGUGGAGGUGGCGGUCCUGGUCCCCUUUACGGUGCCCCGAACGGCGGCCGCAACGGAGGCAGAGGCGGCAAUGGCGGUGCCAAUGGUGCUGGAGGCGAACCCAUUCCAAUUUUGUCCUACGAAAACGUGAACAACGGUGAUGGUAGUUACCAAUGGAGCUACGAAACUGGCAACGGAAUAAAAGCGGAAGAACAAGGCGAGCUGAAAAAUGCCGGUACUGAUGACGAGGCGCAAUCCGCUGUCGGUUCCUUCUCUUACACAGCUCCCGAUGGCCAGAAAAUCACGAUCGAGUACACCGCUGACGAAAAUGGUUUCGUGCCCAAAGGCGACCAUUUGCCCACGCCACCUCCAAUUCCCGAGGAGAUAUUGAAGUCGCUGGAGGAGAACGCCGCUGCGGAAGCCGCUGGAGGUGCCAACGGUGGUGGAAAUGGUUAUCCUCGUGGGAAUGGCAAUGGUGGGAACGGAGGCCCUCGUGGCAAUGGCAACGGUGGUGGUGGAGGAAAUGGUUACAGAUACUAGAACUUUUUUGCAAAAUUUUGUUGAAUGUGAAUCGUUUGUCUUGUUUUGUCGUGUCACUUAAAAUUUUAAGUUUUUAAUGCCACUAAUAGUCAUGUAAUGAGGAUUCGUUUUUGUAUUGUUAUGGAUGCUAAAAGCGGAUUUGUUGUAUAUUUGCUGUCAUACAACAAAUUUACUUGCGAUUGUAACUAGUUAUUUUAGUACAUCUGUUUAGUACGGAUUAGGGUUAGAUUUUUGACGACUGUGCAAUGGACUGGUUACCGAAUA